AUGCCAAUGAGACCAUCAGGACAUAAAAAAUUCCUCCAAGAGGAUGUUAAAUCCAAUUCCUCGUCAAGAUCAGCUUCAAGAGUUAGAACACCUAAAGUAGAUGGCGAAGAAAAUGGGUCAUUAGAUGUGAAUUUUCAAAGCAUAGAAGAAUUAUUGACUAUGAAAUUAGAGUCUUUGCAAAGUCUCUUAGAGAAACAGAGUCUACAGGAUGAAAGUACUAUCACCGGUAAUACUGAUUCCCAAGAUUACAAACAAAAAUCUAUUAGUAAUUUGAACCAAGCUAGAAUUCAAUCAGGACUGACAACGAUAAAUGACAUUAUUCAUUCGUUGUCGAUGUCUAGAACAGAAGUCUCGUCGCAAUCCAGAGAAAUGCUUUUGGCGCAAUUAUACAAGCUCAUUGUUUCAAAGCCUUUGGUUGUUUAUAACGAAGAGAAUGCAGGCACUAAGAACUAUGUUUCCGAGGAUAAGGUUUUAGAGUUGAUUAAGUUAUUGACCAGUGGCGAUUACAGAUCUCCAAGUGAAUUUUUGUUAUUGUUUAGAUCUUGUAUUGGAUUAUUGGCAAGUGAUAUUGACGAAUUCGGAGAGUUAAUAUCCCAAGAUUUCUUAAAUCUUGUGCAAAGAUUAAUUCAAGAUCCUACAACGCAGACUGUAAAUAGUGAAAAUAAGGCUAGUGUGAUAACUGGGUAUACAGGUUUAUUAAUGAUUUUGCAUAAUGGGUCUUCGAGCUAUGGUAUUGAUGACAAAGUAACCUCCUUGAUAGAGUUAGCUGAAGGUUAUAAUGCCAGCUCGAAUACAUUAACAGCUCAGCUUAGAUCUGGUGAUAGAGAAUACUCGACAUUUUUUGCUGAAGAUGUUGAUAAGAAAAUUAUCAGUGAUUCUGUAAAUCAAGCAAAUGGUGAAGCGGCAGUUGCAAUCGCGGCAUUACAUGGUGCAGGGUGUCUUUUAACGUUAAUAGAAAGGGGUGAAUACUUAAAUGACUAUAUUACAGAUACUAUGCCAAAAUUAGUUGCAUUAGUAGAUAACGAGAACAUUGAAAUCGCUAAAGCUGCUGGAAGAAUUAUAGCAUUGUGCUAUGAGAUUUUUACCUACGACAAUAGUGGCGACGCUGAUGAAGAAACCGAAUAUAAUGCCAAUUCACCUUACUAUGAACAAGAAGAACUUUCUGCUAUUAUCGAGAGAUUAGCUAAUUUUUCUACCCACAAAAUUACUAAAAAGAACAAGAAGGAAACCCAUUCAAUUUUCAGAGAUAUAUUAUAUACCAUAGCAAACUAUACCUCCUAUGAGAAGAGAAUUGAAAUUUUGAAGAAGUCACCUGAAGGCAUAGAUAUAAUUAAUUCAUUAAUGGACUCGAAUUAUAUUAAAUUAUCAAAAACAAGAUCACUCGCUAUCAAUAGUUGGUUUCUUUACUUGCGGUUGAUUCAUUUGAAAUGGUGCUUCAGUUUUGGGGUCCAUAAUCAGCUCGUAAGCAAUGACACCAUUAGAGACAUUUUGAAAGAACCACCUAGUGAUUACCAAUUAAAAUAUGGUGGAAAUGAUGCCUAUGGCGAUGAAGACUAUGAUGACAGCUUUAAUAUUUCAGUGAGUGAUAAAUUUGCAACCGACGAUAAGAAGAGGACAGAGCAAAUCAGAAAAGCCAGAGUUAAUAAAUUAGCUGAAACAAUUGAAGAUUUGGAAAUCAAAUGA
Messenger RNA from Debaryomyces hansenii CBS767, 1683 nucleotides. RefSeq lists its product as uncharacterized. The transcript has a single exon. Bases 1 to 1683 code for a protein of 560 amino acids. The record is from RefSeq and is a predicted model, not a curated record. Lineage: Eukaryota; Fungi; Ascomycota; Pichiomycetes; Serinales; Debaryomycetaceae.